This is a messenger RNA of Kogia breviceps (pygmy sperm whale), 1532 nucleotides long. It is a transcript of the gene GPR87, whose product is annotated as G protein-coupled receptor 87. Gene Ontology annotation, biological process: G protein-coupled receptor signaling pathway. The record is from RefSeq and is a predicted model, not a curated record. Gene Ontology annotation, molecular function: G protein-coupled purinergic nucleotide receptor activity. Gene Ontology annotation, cellular component: membrane. Lineage: Eukaryota; Metazoa; Chordata; Mammalia; Artiodactyla; Physeteridae.
UCCAGUUGUUCCCGAGUAGGAGAGUUUGAAACGGUGCCCCAAAGGACAAUCUCAAGGUGGGAAGGGGAUCACCUACCUUCUCUGGCAGGGGGUGGGGAAAAAUGCUCCUUUUUUUUACGCUUUAACAAAAAAGCAACUUCCCUGACAACCUUAGUUUCGAGGUUUAUUCUUAAUUAGAGUUGAGAAGCCUGUUUCGACUUGAAGACACCCGUAUCAGGUGAAUGGAGAGCCAGCUACCGCAAUGAAAGUCCCUCAGAACUAAAGAAUGGGGCUCAACUUGACACUUGCAAAAUUACCAGAUAACGAGCUGCACGGCCCCGGGAAUCACACCCCAAGUAACACAAGCGAUGGGCCCGGAAAGAACACCACCACUAACAACGAAUUUGACGCUGUCGUCCUGCCUGGGCUUUACCUCGUGAUAUUUGUGGCGAGCAUCUUGCUGAACGGUCUAGCGGUGUGGAUCUUCUUCCACAUCAGGAAUAAAACCAGCUUCAUAUUUUAUCUCAAGAACAUAGUGGUCGCCGACCUCAUCAUGACGCUGACGUUUCCAUUUCGAAUAGUCCACGACGCAGGGUUCGGACCCUGGUACUUCAAGUUUAUCCUCUGCAGAUACACGUCGGUCUUAUUCUAUGCCAACAUGUAUGCUUCCAUCGUGUUUCUCGGGCUCAUCAGCAUCGAUCGCUACCUGAAGGUGGUAAAGCCGUUUGGCGACUCCCGCAUGUACAGCGUAACCUUUACAAAGAUUUUAUCUACUGGCGUCUGGGUGCUCAUGGCUAUUCUGUCCCUGCCAAACGUCAUCCUAACAAAUGGUCAGCCAACUAGGGAAAACGUCCAUGAGUGCGUGAAGCUUAAGAGUCCUCUGGGAGUGAGAUGGCAUAAGGCCGUCGUCUACGUCAACAGCUGCUUGUUUGUGGUUGUGCUAGUGAUGCUGAUAGGGUGUUACAUAGCCAUAUCCAGGUACAUCCACAGAUCCAGCAGGCAAUUCAUAAGCCAGUCAAGCCGAAAGCGAAAACACAACCAGAGCAUUCGGGUGGUUGUGGCUGUGUUUUUCACCUGUUUUCUACCCUAUCACUUGUGCAGGAUUCCUUUUACUUUCAGUCACUUGGACAGACUCUUAGAUGAAUCGGCACACAAAAUCCUGUAUUACUGCAAAGAAAUGACACUUUUCUUGUCUGCCUGCAACGUGUGCCUGGAUCCGAUAAUUUACUUUUUUAUGUGCCGCUCAUUUUCAAGAAGGCUGUUCAGGAAGUCAAAUAUCAGAACAAGGAGUGAAAGCAUCCGAUCACUGCAAAGUGUCAGAAGAUCAGAGGUCCGCAUAUACUAUGAUUAUACUGAUGUGUAGGAGUUAAAGGCCACCAGGCCUUCUCUUGUUUGUCAAAGUCAAUAUGUACGAAGUGUAAAUAAAUUUGUCUUUUGAUUACCCUCGCCUGAGCCCACAGAAAUAUGGAUGAAAAGAGAACUGAAAUGAUACGAAAUUGGGGUAUAAUUCGGAACUGAGAAAAACAUUAAGGCAUAGCAAAACGUGAAAUUAG